CACACACACAUACACCCAUACACACUCUGCAUCCGCUAUUGUUGUGUACGUGUUGGCGAGAGUGAAACGGUGUGAAAAGCCCCACAAGAGCCAGGUAAAGCAGGAGGGGGAGGCGGUGGGAACUAAUGCUUGGGAGUUGGAGUUCGAGUUCAGUUUCGCCAAACAGCCGAACGUCAACACAAUAACGGGAAAGUUUUUUUCCUCCACUCCGCUGGCGAAAGUGGCGUGCGUGUGUGUUUGGUUGUUGUUUGCCCCCGUGCCCGAUUUGCCCAUUGCCACUGAGGUGGGCUGGUGUAGCAGGUCUCGGGCCCUUAGCCUCUUCUUCGGGUAACUAUCAGGUGUUGGUGGACUAGAGCGUCGCGCGCUGCGUGCUUGUUUGUGUGUGUGUGUGUGUGUGUGUGUGGGGGGUGUCUGUGUGUGGACAACAUCCCAUCAGUCGCGGGACACAGGUAAUCAGCGGGCGUCCGCUAGACACAGCAGGGCUGGACUUGGUUACGGACCGUUCGCGACCCAUUCGCAGCUCAUCAUCCUCCCUGUCGCCGUCGUCGUCGUAACGCGGGGCCAGCUCUCCUUCUCUCUGACAGCUGGGUGUGACACACGAUAAGGUGUCACGAUACUGUCUGUGUGUGUGUGUGUGUUUUGUGUGUGUGUGUGUGUGUCAAUUGCUCCACCGAGGGAGUGAAGCCACCGAUCAACCUGCCCUGGUCCCGGUCCGCUGACAGCGACCGGAAAUCGCUUCUGCCCACCCGGGGGGAACACCACACCACGAUCAACUGUGUGACGGGCGUGUAGCGUUGUACUAGGCGGGGAGCACCAUGGCACCGAACCUGAGCAAGCUGCUCGGCAACCAGAAUGCCGUGGUCGGUGUGGCCGGAUGUACGGCGGCCGCCUGCAUCAUACUGUACGGCAAGCAGAUCCACAAGAAUCGCAAACAGCGACCGGAGGAUGAGAUACAAUAUUUAAUCAGCGACAAGAAGGAAAAGCGCAGCCCGAAGGCCCACGUCAAUGCCGUUUUCUUCAAUCAGCUGCGCACGCUGUUAGGCAUCAUCAUACCGAAGAAAUGGAGCGUCGAGAACGGUUUGCUGGUCGUGAUUGCACUGUCGCUGAUUGCCCGCUCGGUCAGCGACAUCUGGAUGAUACAGAAUGCGACCGCGAUCGAGAGCACAAUCAUCACGAUGAACAAGAAGCAGUUCCGGACCGCGCUGGUCAAGUACCUGUCCGCGCUGCCCGCGAUUGCCGUGGUUAACAACGUGCUGAAAUGGAGCAUAGGCGAGCUGAAGCUACGCUUCCGCACCAACCUGUCGCAAUACCUAUACAACGAGUACCUGAAAGGCUUCACCUACUACAAAAUGUCCAACCUGGACAACCGGAUAGCGAACGCGGACCAGCUGCUGACGACCGACAUUGACAAGUUCUGCGAGAGCGUUACCGACCUGUACUCGAACAUCUGCAAGCCGCUGCUCGACAUCGUCAUCUACGUGUACCGGCUGACGACCAACCUGGGCGGCACGACGCCCGGCAUCCUGCUGCUGUAUCUGUUCUUCUCCGGCGUGUUUCUCACCAACCUGCGCAAGCCGACCGGCCGGCUGACCGUGCUGGAGCAGAAGCUGGAGGGCGAGUUCCGGUACGUGAACAGCCGGUUGAUCACCAACUCGGAGGAGAUCGCGUUCUACAAGGGCAACAACCGGGAGAAGCUGACGAUACUGGCCAGCUUCAACAAGCUCGUCGGCCACCUGCGCAAGUUCCUCGAGUUCCGCGUCGGCAUGGGCAUCGUGGACAACAUGGUGGCGAAAUACAUUGCAACGGUCGUUGGAUUCUACGCCGUGUCGCUGCCGUUCUUCGAGAAGGACCAUCCGCUGCUGACCGGCAGCCAGCAGAGCGAACGGUUGAGCCGCUACUACACGUUCGGCCGCAUGCUGGUGAAGCUGGCGGAGGCGAUCGGGCGGCUGGUGCUGGCCGGCCGGGAGAUGUCCCGGCUGGCCGGGUUCACCGCCCGCAUGACCGAGCUGACGGUCGUGCUGAAGGACCUCAACUCGGGCCGGUACGAGCGCACGAUGGUGAACAACUCGGCGAUCGCGGACGCGGGCGACAUCGGCCCGGGCCGGGGCCUGCUCAAGUUCCAGGACAAUCUGAUCAAGUUCGAGCACGUGCCGCUGGUGACGCCGAACGGCGACGUGCUGGUGAAGGACCUCACGUUCGAGGUCAAGUCCGGCAUGAACGUGCUCGUGUGCGGCCCGAACGGGUGCGGCAAGAGCAGCCUGUUCCGCAUCCUCGGCGAGCUGUGGCCGACGUGGGGCGGCAAGGUGACGAAACCGCCCGCCGGCAAGCUGUUCUACAUCCCCCAGCGCCCGUACAUGACGCUCGGCUCGCUGCGCGAUCAGAUUAUCUAUCCACACACGCACCAGGAGAUGAAGCGGCGCGGCAAAACCGACGCGGACCUGCUCAAGUACCUCGACCUGGUGCAGCUCACCUACCUGCAGGUGCGGGAGAAGGGCCUGGACGCGAUCGAGGACUGGAUCGACGUGCUGUCCGGCGGCGAGAAGCAGCGGAUCGCGAUGGCCCGCCUGUUCUACCACAAUCCGCAGUUCGCGAUCCUGGACGAGUGCACGUCGGCGGUGUCGGUGGACGUCGAGGGCAGCAUGUACCAGUACUGCCGGGCGGUCGGCAUCACGCUCUUCACCGUGUCGCACCGGAAGUCGCUCUGGACGCACCACGAUUACUACCUCAAGUUCGACGGCCACGGGGCGUACGAGUUCGGGCCGAUCGAGGGCACGCAGGACCAGUUCGGCUCGUAAGCGUCGAUUUGUUGGGUGUGUGUUUUGUUUUUUUACUUCGCUUUCUUCCCUUCGGCAAGUGGAGCCGGGCUGCUCGGCUUCUGCUUCUUCUAUUUCCAUUAUUUUUUUUUUAACGCAACGUUUAGCGAGUAGCGUGUGCGAUUUUUCUUUUUCUUUUAACAAAGCAGAGGGGACUUUUUAUUUUCACUCUCUUUCGCUCUGUGUGCCCUCUCUGUUUUCCAUCGUACAGUGAACUCGUUACGCUAUUUUAUAGGUACAUAUAUUUACUUUUGUUCUCUCGCGAUAAUAGGUGUUUGUAAAGCUAAUCUAGUAAACACGGGUGCAGGAAACCAGUUCAGUUCUUUUUGUUUUUAGUGAAAUUUCAUCCUUCUCCCUUUUUUUUUUUAUUUUAAAUUCACAUACGAACACAUUUUAAUGCAGUUUUUCGCGUGCACAAAACAGCGUUCUGAAUCCAGAAAGCUGAUGAUGAGGUUGGUGGGUAGGAGCUUAGCGGAUUGCGGGGUUGAGGUAUAGGUUGUUUUUUUACAUUUGUUUUUUUACAUUCGGUUGCCCGUCUGUCCCGUCUGUCUAUUAUCAUUCCACGUGUUUUGUUGAAGGCGAUGCAGAUUCGUAUGCAGACAAAGGCUCAUGCGCUAUCAGUUACCCAUAAUGUAGUAGUUUGCGAACCAUAACAGCAUGCAAAAAACACACAUAGAUACAUACACACACACACAUUGUACCGUAGUUUUCCUUCCGCUACCUUCGUCUCAUUUCGGUGCUUAAUUUAGUGGCGAAGAACGACACGAAAAUAAAGAAAUAAAGAAUAUACCAUGGAGAAACAAUAAA
Molecule: messenger RNA, 3620 nt
Organism: Anopheles arabiensis
Lineage: Eukaryota; Metazoa; Arthropoda; Insecta; Diptera; Culicidae
Gene: Pmp70
Product: ATP-binding cassette sub-family D member 3
Exons: 9
Coding region: 816-2795 (659 amino acids)
Biological process (GO): long-chain fatty acid import into peroxisome; very long-chain fatty acid catabolic process; peroxisome organization
Cellular component (GO): peroxisomal membrane
Molecular function (GO): ATP binding; ABC-type transporter activity; ATP hydrolysis activity
Source: RefSeq, a predicted model, not a curated record